Molecule: messenger RNA, 1170 nt
Organism: Diaporthe amygdali
Lineage: Eukaryota; Fungi; Ascomycota; Sordariomycetes; Diaporthales; Diaporthaceae
Product: d-isomer specific 2-hydroxyacid dehydrogenase
Exons: 2
Coding region: 1-1170 (389 amino acids)
Cellular component (GO): cytosol
Molecular function (GO): hydroxypyruvate reductase [NAD(P)H] activity; NAD binding; glyoxylate reductase (NADPH) activity
Source: RefSeq, a predicted model, not a curated record
AUGGCGACCCCCGGAAAGAAGCCCGUGGUGCUGCACAUCGGCGACCCAAUAAAGUACAACCCCGACACAUACGCGGCCUUCUCGACCGCCUUCGACGUGAUCCGGCCCAGCGCCGCAGAACGCCAGCGGCCAGAGUUCAUCCGGGCGCUGAAGGACCGCAGAUGGGGCGACUUCUCCGCCAUCUUCCGGCCGUUCUGGUCGACGGGCGGCGAGAUGGGCAAGUGGGACGCCGAGCUUAUCAGCCUGCUCCCGGCGAGCUGCAGGGUGUUCGCCAGCGCGGGCGCGGGGUUCGACUGGGCUGAUACGAAGCUGCUGGGCGAGAGAGGCGUCAUCUACUGCAACGGCGGCCUAGCCGCCGCAGAGUCCGUAGCCGACUUCGCCGUCGCGCUGGUGAUCAGCACGUUCCGGCACCUCGCGUGGAGCGUCGCGGCGGCGGUCAUCCCGCCGCUGACAUCCAGCGACCCCGCCGACGCCGAGGCGGCCUUCCGCUUCUCGCACGAGCACGAGGUCUUCCACAGCCACAACCCGCGCGGCCACGCGCUGGGGCUGAUCGGGCUCGGCAAGAUCGGGCAGCUGGUCGCGGACAAGCUGGGCAACCCGAGCAUGGGCAUGGUGCUGCACUAUUAUGAUGUCGUGCGGCGACCCGAGGCGGACGAGAAGCGCAUGGGGCUUACUUAUCACCCGUCGCUGGCGUCGCUGCUGGCGGCGAGUGACUGCGCUGUCCUGUGCACGCCUGCUAGUGCUGAUGGGAAGCCGCUCAUUAACGCUGCGGCGCUGGCGAGCAUGAAGCCCGGCGGGAGGUUCGUGAACAUUGCGCGCGGGUCGCUCGUUGAUGAAGACGCGCUGGCGGAUGCGCUCGAGAGCGGUCGCGUCAGCGCUGCGGGGCUGGAUGUCCAUGCUGAUGAGCCGCGGGUGUCGAAGAGGCUUUUAGAGUUCGCUGGUGCGCAGCUCAAGAGCGCGGGACCCCAAGGUGGGAAGAUCGGGCCUGAUGGCAAGGCAAUUAACCCGGGAAGGGUGCUUUUGACUUGUCAUAAUGCUGGUGGAACGGUGGAGACGCAUAUUGGGUUUGAGGAGCUGGCUAUGAGGAACAUCAUGGCUGUGUUGGAGGGCAAGCAGGCCAUCACACCGGUGAACAUGCACUUUUUGAACAAGAAAGAUAGCAAGUUGUAG